Messenger RNA from Siniperca chuatsi (mandarin fish), 4759 nucleotides. Its product is annotated as fibroblast growth factor 6-like. Gene Ontology annotation, biological process: animal organ morphogenesis; fibroblast growth factor receptor signaling pathway; positive regulation of cell population proliferation. Gene Ontology annotation, cellular component: cytoplasm. NCBI's taxonomy places the organism in Eukaryota, Metazoa, Chordata, Actinopteri, Centrarchiformes, Sinipercidae. The transcript has 3 exons. Gene Ontology annotation, molecular function: growth factor activity; fibroblast growth factor receptor binding. Bases 84 to 710 code for a protein of 208 amino acids. The record is from RefSeq and is a predicted model, not a curated record.
CCAGCAUGCCGAAGGAAGCAAAACAAGAAGAGCGGUAUUUUUAGGGUCAUUAAUUUUGACCACGUGGCCCGAAGGUAAACCGGAUGGCCGUUGCGCAAAGGCUCCUCGUCAGUAUGUCCUGCGAGGCCGGCACGCCGCACUGGACGCUGACCGCGGUGGUUCUCCUGGGCUUUCUGCUGGGGAUCGUGUCAGCGUACCCUUUACCGAGCAGCAGGACAAAUGCAACUUUACUGGAGAAAAGAUGGGAGACCCUCCUCUCCCGCUCUGUACUGGGGAUCUCCGGGGAGAAACCGGAGCUGAACUGGGAGAGUGACUAUCUGCUGGGCAUUAAAAGAGUGCGGAGGCUCUACUGCAACGUGGGCAUCGGGUUUCACCUUCAGAUCCUCCCCGACGGCAGGAUAAACGGUGCACAUAAUGAAAACCAGUACAGUCUAAUAGAGAUCUCCACGGUGGAGAGAGGAGUGGUGAGCCUAUAUGGGGUGAAGAGCGAGUUGUUUGUCGCAAUGAACAGCCGUGGAAGGUUAUACGGAACGACAGUCUUCCAUGACGAGUGCAAGUUCAAGGAGAGCUUGCUCCCAAACAACUACAACGCCUACGAGUCUCUGGUUUACAGAGGCUCCUACAUAGCACUCAGCAAGCAUGGCCGUGUGAAGAGGGGCAACAAGGCCACCACUGCCAUGACUGUAACGCACUUCCUACCCCGAAUAUGAUGAGCAAAAACUGGCAAUAACAAACUUAUUUGCACAUGUGGAUUAUUUCCCAGGUAACAUAAAUACCGUAUACGUGCGUACAAACACAAAAGACAAAAUGGACUGUAAAAGAAAGAAAUACCACUAUAUCUGAUAGUAUUUAUUCAAACUUUAUAUGUAUAUUUGGGUAGCUUACUUUGUAUUAGAAAUGAUGGAAAUGCCAUUCUUUGCUGCUUUUAUGAUUUUCAUCAUUUUGUGAUAUGAAGGGGAUGGAGAGGUGUCAUUUAUCCCCUCAGUUUAUAUGGGUGCUUGCUGGAAUUGGUUGAGUCCUUGCCCUGUCAGUGGAUGACAGUUCAUCCUUUUGGAAAUGAAAUGGAUACAUUAUUACCUCAAAGCACCAUAUCCUGAGCAGAGGAGGAAGAAGAAAAAGAGAAAUGUGUGCAUGAAAUUUCUACAGAGAAGAAUGCCUGUUUUUUUUUUUGUUGUCAUCCAUCAAGGACUUGGACAUUUCCCAUCGUCUAUGUUCGAUUGUCACUGUCAGGGCAACUAGAGCACUUGCAAAUAUGGCAGUGGUUUUUCUUGCUUCGUCAUGAGGUGGCGGUGCCUUGAAUUCCUACUUGCGGCCCCCUUACCCUUGCAUGCGAGAAACGUGGUGCUCAAGUCAGAAAUAGGAACGAAACGCAAGUCACCACUCCCUCAGACACCACUGGGGGGCUUUAGCCCAAUUCCUGGAGGGCCAGAGGUUUCUCCACUUUAUUUUCUUUCCAUAAUUAGAUCAAUUAAGUAAUUGAGACUCUAUGCUGCACAGGACCCAGUAGAGCCUCUUGUUAAUAUGGAAAGGUAGAUUUAGAGUCAGCACUCACCCCCCCAUCAUGUCCAAGGGAGCUUUGACAAUCCCAGGUUUUACUUUCACAAAUUUUGUAGCCGGAUCGUCAGGCCAGAUUGAGUGUGCGAGUGUGUACUAUAUGUGUGGGCAUGCAUUUAGUAUGUAUGUGGAAUUGCUCAGUUUGAGAACUGCUUAAUAUGAAAGGGUUUUUUUCUCAUUGUGGAGGUCAAGGGGUGGGGGUGGAGGGCCAUGACUAGAAUAUCAUAGACCUGACGCUAUGAAGCAAAAUGUCGAUCCAUUUCUGUCUGCUGUAUGUUAUAUUUCCCUCCAGUUCAAAUUGAGUUGGUGCAACCUGUUGCAUCUGGUCUGUAGCCUUGACAUUUUGUUGUUGAUGACUCACACUAAUUUAUUCGAUUUUGUUUUUUAAAUUUUGAGUUUAUAGCCAAAGUGACGAUGGGAGCUGUUUGACUUUCACACUGGUUUGAUAAUAUUUGGCACUUAAAGUAACGUGUUUAUGCAGAAAUGAGUGAAGUUACAGUGGAUGUCACUGAGUAGUCAGUUCACUGUAAAUUUGAUGGUCUGCUACAUUCAUUUGAAAUAGUGUAAAUACUCCAGUUUGGUUUAGAGAGAACUGGAACUGCUUCAGAGUUCAUGAUCCUGGGAUUUGUGAACAAUACUUCAGGUAACUCAGUCUGUCUGACAUUUAGAUGAUGUGGAUUUCGCUUAUUGAUCCCAGAUUUUUAAGCUAUUUAUGCAUUAUUCAGAUUGGUCACUGAGUCCACAGAAUGGCUUCUUGUGAAAAAAGAACUAUGAGCAAUGUUGCAAAAAGCAAUUAACCAAAGGGUUAUAUCAGCAAUGUUCAUUCAGGCUUUGUGUAUGCAGCAUACCAUACUUGAAUUCAACAACUGCUCGUACUCCUCUUUCAGAUAUUGUAGUUUUCCAUUGUGGAGACGGGGGGGGGGCAAAGAGCAAGUAAUGUUGAAGAUAGCAAUGAUGUACAGAGGCUUUAUAUGGGACUCUGCAUGUGGCACUGGUUGUUUGUUUAACAUGGCGAGGAUGUGGAUAAUGUGGGGUAAAAUGCCUGAGCAUCAGACUGGCGGGCCCCUCGUCAGUUGAUGUCAGACUGGACAGUCAGUGCAGGGCCCUGGGAUUCCUGUCCCAUUGAUCUGAGCCAUUUUUGUACCAAGGUCAAAGAUGUGGGCUUUCUGUCCUGUGUGUUACUUAUGUAGGCAUGUUUUCUGGUCUCUGGACUUUUAACUUGUUGUUUUCCAGAGCUCUGCACCUGUUUCUUGAUCAAGACAAAAAUGGCUGUCUUGUAAUGUGCAAUGAAGAUAUUAAUGACUCUGCACCUUUCUCAUACUUCUGAGCGGAGUCUAUUUAUCGCUGAAAUGAGGUGUGAUUAUAUUUUGGUAUAUUUUGGUACUUAACCUGCAAUAUUCUGUAAGUAGCAAACCAUCAGUCAGGCAAAUUUGGUGAAAUAAGAUUAAAAGAUAGUAGCAAGGCUGUCAUAGAUAUAUGUUAUCAUAUUUUACCUCAUGCCCUUUCUAACAUUACUGUAACGCGUUGACAAAACGUCUGUGAGCGAUGGUUUACGUGCCCUUUAAGCUCCAGCUUAUGUCUAGUAGCAGAGACAAAUGUGCUGUAUCUGGUCAGAAUGAGUGUGUAUGUAAGCAUGUGUGCGUGUGCGUGUGUCCAACUGUGCGCGCUCCUGUCAUGUUCUGUUUCUGCCAAAGCGACAGUAGAGAUGGUAUCAAUUUACCUUGAGUCAGGAAUAACAGGGCAUUGUCUGACUGUGCAAGCUCAUGUACUGUACUCUCCUCACAGGAGAGGAGAAAGACGAGUGGGAUGGAGAAAGGCAACACAGAGGCUACUGAGGGAUGUCUGUCAAAAGAAAGCACUGACUGUAGUUUGAGCUGUGUGAUAUGUAGCAAAAGGCCACUUAAAAUAGAAUCUAAAGCUUCCAGGAAAGGGGUCUGGUGGACUGAAUACUGUGAUCCAAGAGAGCAACUUGACACUCCCAGGAUGUCAUGUUUAAUGUUUUUGAAUAUUGACACCAUAUCAUAAUUGUGUUUAGGGGAUUUUGCCUUGAGCAUCUUACUCAUUUUGACUGAUCAGCCUUUAUCACAUUACUAUGAUCAGAAAAUGAUCACUUGUAGCUUUUUCGGGACUGAUUUUGUGGCAGUGAGGAGUUGCUUGGAAAAGGUGUUUUGGCUAAUUUGUCAAAGUAUACCAAAAGGUGCAAUUUUUUAUGGAGUGCAAUUUACUAAGCAGGGGAAGAUGCUGUUUUCCUUUGCUUUACUUUCAUCAAAACAAGUUGACAUGCAUCAAACGUACUUGUAUUUGAUGACAACAUUGUUUUUAUUACUGUAUGUCAUUUCUGAUUUAUUAUGAUAUGUUUCAGAGGACACUGUCAGCACAACAAGCGAUGAGUUGAAUGGCAGAAUAGGAAUUGUAAAGUUACAAUAGCUCCUCAAGUGGUAAGGGACACCUGAUAAGUUGAUAUUCUUUAGCAACUUAAGCAACUUAGCUUGGUGUCAGCUUUUUAAAGCUUGACAAUUGAAAGUUUAAAGGAAAUAUUACUCUGUUACAAGUUCUACAACUUUUGCAUGACAUUGUUUUGAGGCAGAAAAGGUUGUAUGAUAUAACAGUAACUGAGAGAAGGUAGGUAAUGGUAAGAAAAAUAUCAUCUUUUAACAUUAACCCGUACUUCCUUAAUUCCUCAUUUUGCAUAUAGAGUUCUGAAUGGACUAGGUAUGUGUUACCCCCUUUUAUUAAGGAUCCAGUGUCUGGAUUUUGUAAUUAUCAUACCUGUUCAGCUGGUUUUAAAAUGUGUUGGUUCACAGGGAACUGGAGGUCUGCGGGAGGAUUUGGGAUCAGAUGUGUGUGUGUGUGUGUGUGUGUGUGUGUGUGUGUGUGUGUGUGUGUGUGUGUCCCUGUGUGCCGGCAGCCUUUGUGUUUCUCUCUCAGUUUUCUAUUCCUGCACUGAGGGGAAAGUGCUUCCUCUGAGUCCCCCUCCUCUUUUUUAACAUAUACCUCACCUUCUGCCUUAGUUCCGAUUAUUGAAAUGAUUGUAAAUUAGUUUGAAACAACAGACUUCUCCAAUCAUUUGUUUCUGAAAAAUAUGAUGAUGACGAGUAAGUAAAAUACUAUAUUACAAAUGGUUUUCCUUUUAUUUUUGUACGUAUGUGCUGUGCACAGCAGUCAACUGUAUUCCUGAGAUGAUAAUAAAAGACGUUUUGUAAAA